Capsicum annuum is the source of this 1572-nucleotide messenger RNA. RefSeq names its product probable WRKY transcription factor 53. The record is from RefSeq and is a predicted model, not a curated record. Lineage: Eukaryota; Viridiplantae; Streptophyta; Magnoliopsida; Solanales; Solanaceae. Gene Ontology annotation, biological process: regulation of DNA-templated transcription. Gene Ontology annotation, cellular component: nucleus. The transcript is spliced from 3 exons. The coding region runs from base 252 to 1370 and encodes 372 amino acids. Gene Ontology annotation, molecular function: transcription cis-regulatory region binding; DNA-binding transcription factor activity.
CCACAUAUCAUUUUCUUUAAUUUUCACUUCCUUUUAAAUUCACCUCCUUCUACUCUUUAAUUUCCUCAUCAUCAUUCUCUCACAAUUCCCACCAAAAAAAAAAAUUAGAAACUUCUCUUCUUCUUCUUCUUGAGAAACUUCUUAACAUUUUAUUUAUGUAAAAAAUAACCAUAAGCACCUAAAUUUUCACUAGCCAUUUAUUAUUUUCAAGGUUAUUUACAUUUUUUACCUUGAAAAAAAAAAUCAAGAAAAUGGAUUGUGGAUUUAAUUGGGAGUCUAAUUCAUUGAUAAAUGAAUUAACACAAGGAUUAGAACAUGCUAAGCAAUUAAGAGCUUCUUUUUCUUAUGAUAAAAUUCAAGAAUUGGAUUUUCAUUUGCAAAUGAUUUUUUCUUCUUUUGAAAAAUCCUUGUCAAUUCUCAAAUGGAAUGAUACAGUAACACAAAGUCCAUUACUUAUAGCACCACUAGUGUCAACUGGUGCACCAGAAUCUUCAAUUUCUGUUGAUGACAACAAUAACAAUAACGUAUCUAGUGAAAUUCCACACGUGGGGUAUGGAGAGGGUACAGUGUACGCUGACGUUAUCCCUAAAAUUGAUGAUCAAGAUUUCAAAUAUGUUUCAAAGAAGAGAAAACAGAUGCCUACAUGGAGUGAACAAGUGAGAGUUAAUGCAGAGAAUGGAUAUGAAAGGCCUACUGAUGAUGGAUUUAGUUGGAGAAAAUAUGGACAAAAAGAUAUUCUUGGUGCUAAAUAUCCCAGGAGUUACUACAGAUGCACCUAUAGACUAAUGCAGAAUUGUUGGGCAACAAAGCAAGUGCAAAGGUCUGAUGAUGAUCCUGCACUAUUUGAGAUCACAUACAAAGGGUCACAUACUUGUAACCAAACUUUUCACUCUGCUACACAACUAAAAUCACCAGAGAAACAUAAACUCAAGAAACAAGCCAACAAUCCAAGAACAAUACAAUCGAACCAAAUGCUCGCAAACUUUCAAGCAAAUUUGAGAGUGAAUAUAAAUGAUUUGGACAAGAAAGAAGCAACAAGUUCCUUCCAAUUUUCACCUACAUUCUCUGGGUUCGUAGGCGAAAAUCUGCAUUUUCAGAGGUCACAAGAUGAUGAUAAUUUGGUUGGGGGAUAUUCACUAUCUUUUGUCUCUCCUACAACCCCUGAAUCAAGUUACUUCUCAUUACCAAGCUCCCAUAUGAAUGAUUCGCGGAGAAUUCACAACGUGCACCAUUCAGAAUCAGACCUCCCUGAUUUGUUCUCAGCCAACACUUCAUCAACAAGUUCUCCAAUUAUAGGCUUGGAGUUUCCACUUGAACGUGUGGAGCUAGAUCCAAAUUUUCCAUUUCAUAACUCAGAAUUUUUCAGAUAAAAUGUCCAAAAAGGACAAUGAAAAUGAAUAGGCUUUUAUCACUGAAUUCUAUUUUUAAUGUAGUAUAGAAGUGCUUGUACAAAUUAACUAGAAAACUUGCCAAGGGUAGUAACAAGUUACAAUAUUGUAUCAAUAGCAUAGUAAUUUUUUAAAAAAAAUUUCAAGCACAUUCUUGCAAGACUGCCUGAAUGUUGUUCAUCAA